This is a messenger RNA of Darwinula stevensoni, 3143 nucleotides long. NCBI's taxonomy places the organism in Eukaryota, Metazoa, Arthropoda, Ostracoda, Podocopida, Darwinulidae. The record is from the annotation of a GenBank genome assembly.
AUGGAGGCUUCGGAGGAUUUCUCUUUUGUCGAGCCCAGGUUUCAGCGAUACGAAGAGAAAACUCUUCAGAAAACCGUGUCCUUUAGGACCAGGAUGGAUGAGGAUGGGGUCUCAAUAGAAUCAUUAAGGCAACAGGUUGAAAGGCUGAGGAAUGAAUUGGACCAAACUGCAAAUGAAUCUGCUCAGUCAGCACAAUAUGGCUUGGUUCUGUUGGAAGAGAAACUGCAGCUUCAGACACGGUGUGAGGAGCUGGAAACACUAUUCGAGACUACCAAGCAUGAACUUGACUUGACGAGAGAAGCUCUAGCAAAGUUUCAAACUUGCCAUGAAGUCAGCACCAAGACUGGUAUUGAACAUGAGGAGUCCCUUCUCUCGGAAAAUGCGGCGAGGGAGUCUUCCCUCAACACACGAAUAUCAGACCUUGAAUUUGAAACAAAACAGACACGUCAAGAACUGGAAAGAGUUGUCAGUGAGAAAGAUAGGUUGCUACAUGAUCAUCAGGAACUUCUGCAAGAGAAGGAUUCACAGAAUAUUGAGAGGAGAAACCUUCGCAGCGAGUUAAAAGAAUUGAAGACCAGGGAAACAAAUCUCCUCUCUGACAUAGAUAAUCUGGAGGAAGAGAACAUAGCCCUACAAAAACUUGUUUCAUCAUUACGGUCUUCUCAGGUUGAGUUUGAGGGUGCAAAACAUGAGCUCAGAAGGUUACAGGAGGAGUUAGAUGUUUCCCAGCAGCAGGUUGAAGAACUUACUAGUUUGAAGAAGAUUGCUGAGAAGCAAAUGGAGCAGGCCUUGGAAGCUCUUCAGGUGGAAAGAGAGGCGAAGUAUGCAUUGAAGAAAGAACUUGAUGCCAAACUAGGCAGUUCCUCCUUCUACAAUCUUAGUACUCUUGCUCUCAAUCUCAAACUGAGUGAGAGUGAAAAUGAAGAUGAAUGUCCAGCUCUUCAGCAGCUGGAAGAUGACUUCAUCAAAGAAGGGAAGACUGCUGAGGGUGGAAGUGACCUUUUCUCAGAAAUCCAUCUUAAUGAACUCCAGAAACUGGAGCAGAGAAUUGAGCAGGUGGAGAGUGAGAGACUAAUACUCAGUCGUACCCUUGCUGAGACUCAAGAGAAGCUGGAAGCAAGCAAGAAAGAUCUCAAUGAAAAACAGGCCCUGCUGCUCAAGACUGAAGCUCACCUUAAGGCCAUUCUUCACAGCAAACAAAGCAAUGGAGCCUUAGCAGCAAGCCUAGCUGAGCUGGAGGAGGAACUAAAAGAUGCAAGCCGAGGUGGAGGAGCUGAAACACUGGAACUCUGCCUACGAGAAGAAAUCUCUUCACUGAGAGAGAAAUUGAUAGAGUCACAAUCUGUUAAAGAAGAACUACGUGGAGAUGUUCACAUCCUUGUUGACAUGGUCCGUCUUGCUCAGGGAAAUUUAAGCAACCUCCAGACAGAACUGGGAUCUGUCUCGGAAGAUUUGGCAGGGAUAUACUAUCACGUCUGCUCUACAAUUCGGGAAAAUCCCAGUCGUGUCAUUCUCAAUCAUACCUCUGGCCCUGACAGCAAAGGUGGGAUUAGUCGGUUAGAGGAACUGGCUAAUCGCCUGAAAUCCUCAGAUGUUAACCUGAGUCUUGAGGGUGGAGAUCCUGACUUCAUUCGAAAGCAGGUGGAAACAAUGGGGGAUCAAGUUCAGCAUUUGAGGGUCUCCAUUGAGCAAGCAAUCAGGGCUUCUGUCAAUGAAGAUGGCCACAAAGAUUCAGGUCAAAGAAGUAUCCAGGAGGCAGAUGUUCAGGAACUCCAGGAGCAGAUAGUGAAGCUCAAGUCCCUUCUUUCAUCCAAGCGGGAGCAGAUCGCCACCCUUCGCACUGUCCUCAAGGCCAAUAAGCAGACAGCCGAGGUUGCACUGACAAACCUCAAGUCCAAGUAUGAGAAGGAGAAGACCAUUGUCUCAGAGACCAUGAUGAAACUGCGCAAUGAACUUCGCCUCCUCAAAGAAGACGCUGCUACCUUCUCAAGUCUACGGGCAAUGUUUGCUGCACGAUGUGAGGAGUAUGUGUCUCAGCUGGAGGAGGCUGAGAGGCAAUUGAUGGCUGCUGAAGAGGAGAAAAAGACUUUGAACUCCCUUCUUCGCAUGGCCAUUCAGCAGAAGCUGGCCCUGUCCCAGAGACUGGAGGAUAUGGAGAUGGUCUAUAGGAAUCCUGAACUACUCUAUCCCAUCAUCAUUUCCUUUCUCAUAAUGUAUCAGCCUUUGAAUGUGCUUUUGUCACUGAAGAAGAUCGAGGUGGCGGAGGAGGAGGUGGCAGUGGGAGAAGACCUCUAUCUGGUCGUGGGGGCAGAACAAACCCUGUUCGGAGUGUUUACAACCGUGGAGACUGAUGAUUCUUUCAGCCUGAAAUCCAUACAACCCUCUCAUUGUGAUAAGAAGUUAUCUUCUUGAACCUUUCUAUGCAAUUUUUCCCGUGACCCCGUCCCCCCACCCCAAGUUACUCUCUUUAUUCUUUGAAUUUUUUCAUUUUACAUAUUUUGUGUUUCUUUUUUUAAUCAGCUAUAUAUGCUGUACUUGGAUCUGUUUGUCUCUUUACAUAUUUAUGGUUGUCCAUACAUUUUAUCCUAUGGUUGAAGGUGCAUGACUUGGCAACUGUUGACAAAUCAUUUCUUUCAAUUAGUUCUACUGGAGGAAAAGGGUAUUCAGGUACAGGUAGAUGCAGCUCAACUGGUUUGUUCAGUUUUGUGUUUUCUAUGUUGACAGCUAUAUUGACUAAAAAAAAGUUUGCAAUGAUGAUAAAGGAAAUCUCAAAUUCCUGAAGGUUCUGUUCUUCCUGUCUUAUGAAUUCUGCAUGGCAGCUCAUAUUCCUCCCUUUUGCCAUUUUUUCUCUGUGAUUUUAUUUGCAUGGUAGAGAAGUGAAGAAAUUUGUUACUUUGUGAAUUAUCCCCAUUUGUUUUGCCCUUUAAUAUUUGAUUGAAGGAUAUUGUAAUGCUUGUCUACCUGAGAAACUGUUCCCAUUAUUUUAGAGCUUCUUAGUUGUUCUUCCAGUGGACCAAACUUAAUCUGUCUGCAAAAGCCUUUGCAGCCAUGUCAGACUGCUUUUUGGUUAUCCAGUGUAUUCUGUUUGAGUAGCCAGAAGCAACUGUGUUAUGCUGUUCUCAGCUGAAGUGCACAUCUUGAAG